This is a messenger RNA of Oenanthe melanoleuca, 4499 nucleotides long. It is a transcript of the gene SLMAP, whose product is annotated as sarcolemma associated protein. Lineage: Eukaryota; Metazoa; Chordata; Aves; Passeriformes; Muscicapidae. Gene Ontology annotation, cellular component: acrosomal membrane. Bases 111 to 2651 code for a protein of 846 amino acids. Gene Ontology annotation, molecular function: protein binding. The record is from RefSeq and is a predicted model, not a curated record. Gene Ontology annotation, biological process: acrosome assembly; protein localization to plasma membrane; regulation of voltage-gated sodium channel activity. The transcript has 23 exons.
UUUGCCCUGCUUUAAGUUGCUGUGGAGGUGUUUUAAAAAUUGUGGAGGACAGUCUGCAUCAGAAGAGCUCUCUUCAUCUCUGGUUGUGUGGCAACCACAAUCUGUCCUCGAUGCCUUCAGCCUUGGCCAUCUUCACUUGCCGCCCGAACUCCCACCCGUUUCAGGAGCGUCAUGUCUACCUGGACGAGCCUGUCAAGAUCGGCCGCUCCGUGGCUCGCUGCCGGCCAGCCCAGAACAAUGCCACGUUUGACUGCAAGGUGCUGUCCAGGAACCAUGCUCUUGUCUGGUUUGAUCACAAGACAGGCAAGUUCUAUCUUCAAGACACUAAAAGUAGUAAUGGUACCUUCAUUAAUAGUCAGAGACUUAGUAGAGGAUCUGAGGAAAGCCCACCAUGUGAAAUUAUGUCAGGUGACAUCAUCCAGUUUGGUGUAGAUGUGACGGAGAACACGCGGAAAGGUAAGGUUACCCAUGGAUGUAUAGUCUCCACAAUCAAACUGUUUCUUCCAGAUGGAAUGGAAGCUCGAUUGCGAUCAGAUGUUAUCCAUGCUCCAUUACCAAGUCCUGUUGAUAAGGUUGCUGCUAACACUCCCAGUAUGUAUUCUCAGGAAUUGUUUCAGCUUUCACAGUAUCUACAAGAAGCCUUACAUCGGGAACAAAUGUUGGAACAGAAGCUGGCAACCCUUCAGCGACUACUUGCUGUCACACAAGAGGCUUCAGAUACUAGUUGGCAGGCUUUAAUAGAUGAAGACAGGCUGCUAUCAAGACUAGAGGUUAUGGGAAAUCAAUUACAAGCUUGUUCAAAGAAUCAAACAGAAGACAGUAUACGAAAAGAGCUUAUAGCAUUACAGGAAGACAAACACAACUAUGAGACAACAGCCAAAGAGUCCCUGAGGCGGGUCCUUCAGGAGAAAAUUGAAGUGGUCAGAAAAUUGUCUGAAGUGGAGCGGAGUUUAAGUAAUACAGAAGAUGAAUGUACACAUCUGAAAGAAAUGAAUGAGCGGACUCAGGAAGAAUUAAGGGAAUUAGCUAAUAAGUACAAUGGAGCUGUAAAUGAAAUUAAAGAUCUUUCUGACAAGCUAAAGGUAGCCGAAGGAAGACAAGAAGAAAUCCAGCAAAAAGGACUGGCUGAGAAAAAGGAAUUGCAGCAUAAAAUAGAUGAAAUGGAAGAAAGAGAGCAAGAGCUUCAGGCAAAAAUAGAAGCUUUGCAGGCUGAUAAUGACUUCACCAAUGAGCGGCUGACUGCUUUACAAGUACGGUUAGAACACCUUCAAGAGAAAACUCUUAAAGAACACAACAGCUUAGGCAUACAAGUUGACGACUUCAUACCUAAAAUUAAUGGGAGCACAGAGAAAGAGCACUUUCUUUCAAAGAGUGGAGGGGACUGCACUUUUAUUCAUCAGUUCAUAGAAUGUCAGAACAAGAUCAUAGAUGAAGGACAUCUAACCAAAGUGGAAGAAACAAAGCUUUUGAAAGAGAACCAACCACGAGUCAAAGAAUCGAACGAUUUGUCUGACACCCUUAGCCCAAGCAAGGAAAAGAGCAGUGACGACACUACAGAUGCUCAAAUGGAUGACCAAGAUCUAAAUGAACCUAUUGUCAAAGUAGCUCUUCUAAAAGAUGAAUUGCAGGGUGCACAAUCAGAGUCUGGGGCUAAGCAAGAAAUUCAGCAACUGCACAAGGAUCUGAUUGAAGCCCAAGAGCUAGCUAGGACAAGUAAACAAAAAUGCUUUGAACUUCAAGCUCUCUUGGAAGAAGAGAGAAAAGCAUAUCGAGUGCAAGUUGAAGAAUCCAACAAGCAAAUAAAUGCUCUGCAAGCUCAGUUGCGAAGGUUACAAGAAGAAAUUGAGACUCUUCGUAAGGAAAAAGAGAAUGAAAUUUCAAGCACUCGAAAUGAACUAGUCAGUGCUCAAAAUGAGAUUCUGUCACUUCAAAAAGUAGCAGAAAAAGCAGCAUCAGAACGAGACACAGAUAUUUCUGCAUUGCAAACCGAGCUGCAGACGGUGCGAGCGGAGCUCGAACGGUGGAGGAAAGAUGCCUCGGAUUAUGAAAAAGAAGUUGUCAAUCUGCAAGCCAGUUUUCAGCUCAAGUGCCAGCAGUGUGAGCAGCAGCAGCAGGAGGAGGCCUCUCGCCUAAAAGCUGAACUUGAAAAGUUGAAGGCAGAGUGGAUUGCUCUGGAAGCUGAAUGUGUUAAACUGAGGAAGGAAAAUACUUCACUUACAUCUGAACUUCAGCGACAAGAGAAGGAGCUUUCUAGCUCUCAGAAACAGAGUUUAGCACUAACCAGCGAUAUAAGUGUUCUUGAAAUGUCUCGAAAGGAACUUGAAAAUCAGAUGGGAUCUUUGAGAGAAAAGCAUCAACGGGAUGCAGCCAGUCUAAAAACACAACUCAGUGAAGCUGAGAGUCAAGCAAAAGAUUUUCAGAAAGAGUAUGAAAGAACACAGACUGUGCUCUCUGAGCUGAAGGCAAAGUUUGAGGUGGCUGAACAGCAAAACCAGUCACUCACUGAAGAGCUCAAACAGUGUAAAGAAAACCUGAAGCUGCUACAAGAAAAAGGAAACAAUAGACAAUGGCCUUGGAUGCCUGUGAUGGCAGCUUUGGUUGCUGUAACAGCCGUGGUGCUGUACCCAGGCCUAACCAGAGCUUCUCCAUGAGAACUGUUGUUGAAUCCAUACACCGUCCUCCCUUUAGAAGCUGGCAACAUUCAUAUACUGAGGGAAAACAGAUUAAUUCUCUUCCUUUUUACCUCUUAAUACAGCACAGCUCUGCGUGAGAACAGCAGUAGGGUCAUUUGCUUUAAAUUGUAUAAAAUGUAUCUGUCUAUAAAGAGGGAAUAAAAUUGUGAUUCAUCAUAUUGUGAGCAAUAUUUUUGCUUACAACUUCAUGCAAGUUUUAAAUUAGUGUGUUGGGAUUCUGAAUAGUAUAAUGGUGGCCUAAAGCAGGCUUCUUGGUACCAAAUUAUUUAUAAUGGCUAGGGUUGUGGACACUGACUUUUAGAAUCUGAUUGCAAGACUUAAGAGGAAAAUACUGGUUUAGAUAUCCAAGCCAAGUAACCUUGCAGAUACUUGGGAAACAGAUGCAGUGUGCUCAGUGCCUUUCAGUAUGAUCUAUUUUUUUUUUUUUAACUAGUGUAUCAUUUUACUUGCUGUUAGUCACUGAGCUGUUGGGAACAAGACUAAAGAAAACUUCUCUUACCACGCCUUUCGAAGGAAGCAUAUUUUUCUUUCACAAGGAUUGCUUUAUUAAUGGGUUUUGGGAAUAAACACAAUUCAUGUCCAGCCUUAAAGAGAUAGAGAUACUGAUGGUGAAGACCAGCCUAAAGUAUUUAGCGUGCGCGUGUGCGAGUGUAAGCAUGUGUGUGUUCUAGAGUGAACUAAGGUGUUUCUGGGAGCAAGUACUUGGUCAUUUGAUGGACAUAGUGCAUUGAUUCAACUUACAUUAACUUUAGUUUGAAUGUAAUUUAUUAAAUUUCAUAUAUUUAAAGAGAUACGUUCUUUAAAAGUAUGAAUACCUUCUCACAUAUCACAUCUAUCAGUUUAUUUUUUCAGUCAUUUGAUACUUUCUGACUUGAGCUGGAGAAGCUCUUUAGAAUAAGCUUUUGUGGACGUAACUUUAUUAAGAGAACUGCUACAGUACGUCUGUGAUCAGCUGAGAAAAAUCUAGAUACAUAAAAUACUACGAAAUUGGAAUCAUACCUGAUGAAGUAUUGUCAGGUGAAGAUGAUUUUAAUUUGGUAGUAAAAUUUUGUGGCUCCUUAUCACAUGGCUGUAAGUAUGAUGCAGUGGUCCCCAUUACAAAGUUUAUUUUCUUUAUCUAAGUACUAUAACUAUUGCUAUUUGCUGACUUUGGUGGGAAUCACUGUAGUUAGUGCUGAAUUAAAUGUAGACAGUAGUUGUCUUGUUCAGCUCAACAGUUCUGUCGAAAAAGUUUAUUGAAAACUUAAUAUGUUAAAGAAUGGUAAAGUAAAAUGGCUCUGCUACAGGAAACUUCAAGAGGGAGGUAAUCUCAGCAAUUCAAUUGGCUUUAAAGAACGUUAUGGCAAUCAACAGUUUAAAUAUUUAAAUAGAGAUUUAGUAUAUAAUUUACUUUGUGAGGUUUUAAGGGUCAUUGUCCUUUAAUUAAAGGUUCUAUCUUAAGUUACAUGGGAUUUGCUAAUGGGAGGAUUGUUAGUUGGAGAAAAUAGUCCACAAGUGACUUGUAGAAAAUAACUAUUGUCAUUUAGUUCAUUCAUUUCAUCCUUUUCAUCCUUUUCAGUUGCAAGAAGCCACCCAACCACAGAACACUCGUAUGCCAGUGGUACUUAGUACCUCUUGUAUAUAGGUUAUUGCAAAUAUUGUUCUGAAAUGCUUAACUUCAGAAUUACAUUUUUUUAAGUAAUUAAUUGUUUUAAAUCUAUUUUGUAAAGAUAUAAAAAUACAAUAGAAUUUCUGGAGUACAGAUUAAACUAUUUGCACUAACACACGUGAUGUGCAUGAUUUAAUAAAAUAACUUUACUCUCCCUA